AUGAGCACUCAGUCCAAAAUGAAGGCCAUCGUGUUCGACGGUCCACGACAAGUGUCGCUUCAACAACGCCCAAUUCCAGGAAUCCAGAAUAGCCAUGACAUUAUUGUACAAGUCAAAGCCACUGCUAUAUGCGGGUCCGAAAUGCACGUCUAUCGAGGCCACCAGCCGUCUCAAACUGGCUUUAUCAUGGGUCAUGAAUUCUCAGGUGUCGUGGCGGCGGUCGGAACAUCCGUACAAUCAGUAGUUGUUGGCGACAAAAUCGUCUCUCCGUUCACAGUCUCAUGUGGCAAAUGCUUUUACUGCACGACGGGAAGCUCCGCACGUUGCGUAGAGUGUCGACUCUUUGGCACACCCGCUCUUGAUGGCGGUCAGGCUGAAUACGUACGUGUCCCUCUUGCAGACGGCACAGUCUUCAAGGCCCCUGGCACAGUCUCAGACGAAGCUCUCCUAUUGAUGGCCGACAUAUUUCCCACGGGUUAUUACGGUAUCAAAAGCGCCGUGCGCUUAGCAAACGAUGUUGAUAUCAAAGAUGCCACUGUGGUUGUGAUAGGUUGCGGGCCAGUUGGUCUUUGUGCCAUCGUAGCAGCCGCUCACUUGAAACCUCGCCACCUGUUCGCUAUCGACGGUGUUGAUGACCGUCUUGCCCAAGCUCAGGCUUUGGGUGCUGAGCCUAUUAACUACCUUACUCGUGAUGAGGAGAUGACGAAGCGAAUCAAAGACGUUACCAACGGUAGGGGAGCGGAUAUCGUCGUGGAGGUGGUCGGACUCUCGCCCGCUUUGCGUACCGCAUUUAACCUUGUCAGGCCUUUUGGCACCAUCGUCAGCAUUGGAGUCCACAACGCAGAGAUUCCAUGGACCGGAAAUGAAGCAUACGGCAAGAACUUAAAAUUACAAAUGGGCCGGUGCCCAGUACGGAGUGUUUUUGGGGAAGCGCUAGAACUCCUUGCAGAGAAGCAACAUCUUUUUGGAUUCAUGUUUGACAACGUCUUUCCUUUGGAAGACUUCAAAUAUGCGUAUGAAUUGUUCGACCAAGCUAAGGCGCAAAAGGUUAUCUUCAAGGUCAACUAA
This is a messenger RNA of Clonostachys byssicola, 1068 nucleotides long. The record is from the annotation of a GenBank genome assembly. NCBI's taxonomy places the organism in Eukaryota, Fungi, Ascomycota, Sordariomycetes, Hypocreales, Bionectriaceae.